This is a messenger RNA of Juglans microcarpa x Juglans regia, 969 nucleotides long. RefSeq names its product putative disease resistance protein RGA4. The record is from RefSeq and is a predicted model, not a curated record. Bases 1 to 969 code for a protein of 322 amino acids. Gene Ontology annotation, biological process: defense response to other organism. Gene Ontology annotation, molecular function: ADP binding. NCBI's taxonomy places the organism in Eukaryota, Viridiplantae, Streptophyta, Magnoliopsida, Fagales, Juglandaceae. The transcript has a single exon.
AUGCCUGAACUCGCCUUUCUCAUCGCUGAAAAAGUAUUGGAGGAGCUAGAGUUCCUCGAUUUCUUCUUGCCAUGGGAACUCGAAAGCGAUAUCAGAAAGCUUGAGGGCACUGUGUCAGCCAUUCAAGCAGUGCUCUUGGAUGCUGAAGAGAAGCAAGCAAGCAUCCCCCCGCUUAACCUCUGGUUAGGCCGGCUCAAAGGUAUCUUAUAUGAUGCCGAGGACAUGCUGGAUGAAAUGGAGGGGGAAGCCUUUUUUAUAACAUGUGGGAGCACUGGCACCAAGGUACGCUCUUUCUCUAUGCCCUCUAUGCCCUCUAUGCCACUUCCAUUCCAUCCUAAACAGGGUGAUAGAAUCAGGAAUAUAAGAGAGAGGUUAGAUGAGAUUGCAGCUGAUAAGGAUAGGUUUAAUUUCACCGUACGACUUGACGAUAGGCAUUUCGUUCACUGGAAGAGGGACAUGGGCCACACAUUUGUUGAUCCUAGAGAGGUCAUUGGUAGAAGAAUGGACCAAGAAAAGCUCAUAGAUCUUUUGAUGCACCCUGCUGGCAGUAAAGUCAAUGUAAUACCCAUUGUUGGAUUCGGAGGUGUGGGGAAGACUACGCUCGCCAAAUUGGUCUACAAUGACGAGCGUGUAGUUCAGCACUUUGAACUAAAAAUCUGGGUUCAGGUGUCUGAGGAUUUUGAUAAUUCAAGAUUGAUUAAAAAAAUCCUUAACUAUUCUGCGAGGGAAAUGGUGUUAGAUGAGGAUGUGAUCACAUAUUGGUUGAUAUUUGAAAAAUUGAUGGAUAAAAGAUAUAUACUCGUCUUGGAUGAUGUUCGAAACUUAGAUUAUUAUAAGUGGAUUCAUCUGAUAAAUAUGUUUUACGGUGAGUCCGAAGGAAGUAAAGUUAUAGUUACAACCCAUGGUAGCUCCAUUGCCCCCACUAUGGACACUGUUUCCCAAUAUAGUUUAGAAGGUCUUUAUUUGUGA